Molecule: messenger RNA, 932 nt
Organism: Striga hermonthica
Lineage: Eukaryota; Viridiplantae; Streptophyta; Magnoliopsida; Lamiales; Orobanchaceae
Source: the annotation of a GenBank genome assembly
GAACUCUGAUGGUAUUUCUGAUUUGCAUGAGGAAAUUGUUGCUCACUUGACAUUAAUGUUAGACAAGCACAAUCAACUGGUUAUGUCGUUUCGUAUGGCUAGGGAAAGAAUUCAACAGCACGACCAAAGUGAUGUAAAGAUUCGCCUAAUUGGAAUGAGUUACAGUGAUGGUAGAUGUUAUAACUUGCCAACAAGUUCUGAAGUUGCUGCCUUGGUCGUUGGAAAUUUUGAUCAAGCAAUGGGAGAAAGGGAUAUAUUGGUGGAAACAAAAAGUGGACGCCUACAGAGAAUCAAUGAACUUAACGCUUCCUACUUGGCAUUACAAUAUCCCCUUUUGUUGCCCUAUGGCGAGGAUGGGUACAGAGAAGACAUCCCAUUUUCUGAUCUGAGAGAAGUAAAAGAAGAUGGUCGAACAACUGUGAGUAUCAGAGAAUAUUUUGGUUUUCGGAUCCACGAUAGUAAUCACGAACCAUCUACCAUUCUUUCGGCCAGGAGACUCUUUCAACAGUUUAUAGUUGAUGCAUAUACCAUGGUUGAAUCAUCGAGAUUGAGAUAUAUCUUAUAUAACACCAACAAUAUCCGUUUCAAUCAAUCUCGCCUACGGUGCGACAUGUACAGUGGGUUGGCGGAUGUUGUUCUUCGUGGUGAUAUUGAUGCAGGAUCUAGAGGAAAGAGAAUAAUUCUACCUUCUCCUUUCACUGGUGGGGCUCGAAAUAUGAUUCAGAACUAUCAGAAUGCAAUGGCAAUAUGCAGAUGGGCAGGUUAUCCCGAUCUUUUUAUAACAUUCACAUGCAACCCAAAAUGGCCCGAGAUCCUUCGCUUUUUAGGCCCAAAGAACUUACGUCCUGAGGAUCGUCCCGAUAUCGUAUGCAGAGUGUUUACAUCAAAAUUAAAGCAGUUGAUAAAGGAUUUCUGUGAGAAACAAAUAUUUG